AUGGGCGAUGCAGUACCAUGCGACGCGGAUGGUCAGCCCGCGGACUGCACUGACUGCUCAGACUCCGCUAACUUGAUGGAUCCCGACUGUCUAUUAGCAGUAAUACCAACUGCGGCGCCAGUAGUAUCGGAGCCGCCAGCCGACGGAGCCACAACAGCAGGAACCGGAGCAGGAACAGGCACAGACACUACGGCUGCACCCGCUGCUGGCCAGAAGACAAGGACGAAGCGCAAGUGGAAGGUGGUCAGGAAGCCUGGCAAGACUGUCAUCAAGAGGCGCAGAAAUGGUUCCUCAAAGGCUUUUAGAGGAUAA
This is a messenger RNA of Drosophila navojoa, 312 nucleotides long. RefSeq lists its product as uncharacterized. NCBI's taxonomy places the organism in Eukaryota, Metazoa, Arthropoda, Insecta, Diptera, Drosophilidae. The record is from RefSeq and is a predicted model, not a curated record.